This is a messenger RNA of Rotaria socialis, 531 nucleotides long. Lineage: Eukaryota; Metazoa; Rotifera; Eurotatoria; Philodinida; Philodinidae. The record is from the annotation of a GenBank genome assembly.
AUGGAAGAACGUGAUAAUCAUUUGGCCAGUCGAUAUGGUAAAUCAGUUGAUGCUGUACAUCGACUUGCUGGUCUAUUUCAAAUUAUUGAAUUAGCAUCAGAUAUGCUCACAAUAUUUGUUGAAAGACAUGAAGGCUUUGAAGAUCAAUCUGCUUCCAAUGAUUUUGUAGUUAAAUGUGAAUCAUUAUUUACUGAGAUUUAUGACUCAAAUAUUGAAAAUAAUCGACGAUUUUUUAUACCCAUUGAUGUCGUCGAACGAGCAAUCGAUGUUAUUUCUGGUAACUUAGAACAGUACAAGUUAUUGAUGCUUAUUCCUCAACAUGAAGGAAUUACUUUUGUUCCAACUUCAAAUAAGCCAAUAGAUUUAUCAAUGGAAAUUAACAUGAACAACAAAAAAGCUAAAAAGUAUCUGAAAUUUAGUAAAAAAUCGGUACAAAUGGAACAAGAAAUAUUACUUUUUGAUUCGGUUUUAUUCACCUUGAAAACUCUCUAUGAAUGUCGUUUAUUGAAAAAUGAUGCAGCUGUACUCUGA